AUGGUAUUCACACCGCCGGCAUGGGUUCCUCAGUUACCCAUAGAUCCGCCGGACUCCAUCACCAUCGCUGAGUUUAUGAGCAACGAAACGUACGGCCGGUAUCCCAUCGUCAAAUCUCGAAAUCCUUACACCUGUGGUCUCACAGGUAAGACGUACAGUGCCGCUGAGGUGAUUGAGAGAGAACACUGCCUCGCUCGCGGGAUAGGGCAAGCGCUAGGCUUCGACCCUUACGACGGCUCGGAAUGGGACAGGGUUGUUGCAAUAUUCUCUUUGAAUACGAUUGACUAUAUUUCCGUCACACAUGCGAUUCAUCGGCUCAAUGGCAUCGUCACACCCGCCAGUGCCGUGUACUCGACUUCGGAGCUUGAGCAUCAGCUCCGCUAUUCCGGUGCCAAGGCACUAUUCACCUGUGUGCCACUAUUACCAGUAGCUCUGAAGGCUGCUGAUGCAGCUGGAAUUCCGCGAGAUAAUAUUUUUAUCCUCCCAAUGCCGAAGGCAGGUACUAUGCUGCCAUAUAAGACGGUGGACGACCUAAUAAAUGCCGGCCGAGGUUUGCCUAAAUUGCCACCUCUGAAAUGGUCUCAGGGUCAAGGAAGUCGUCAGGUAGCAUUUCUGUGCUAUUCUAGUGGAACUUCUGGAUUGCCUAAAGCUGUCAUGAUCUCACACCGCAAUGUCAUUGCCAAUAUUCUCCAAAAGAGGACCUUUGAGUCAAUUCCACGAAAGUCGCAAGGUGUCGACACACAGGUGAUCCUUGGCCUGUUACCCUUUAGUCACAUUUACGGCCUUGUCUUGAUUACCCAUGUGAGCGCCUUUCGCGGAGACGAGGUUAUCGUACAGCCACGGUUUGAGCUUGAACGGUGUCUGGCUGCCAUUGCCCAGUUCAAGAUUCAACAACUGAACCUCGUGCCCCCGAUUUUGAUUCAGAUGUUGAAAAAUCAGGAGAAGUGUCGAAAGUACGACCUUAGCAGCGUGCGCUUUGUCUACACGGGAGCAGCACCACUGGGUCGCGAAACUGCAGAAGAUCUUAUGUCGAUUUAUCCAAAAUGGCACAUUGGCCAGGGUUAUGGUCUCACCGAAACGGCGACAGUCGUCACAUCGACUAGCGAGCUGGACAUACUUAUAGGGUCAACAGGGUCUUUGGUUCCAGGAACGAAAGCCAAAAUCAUCGACUCUCAGGGAAGUGAGGUUACCGACUAUGAUGUUCCCGGCGAGUUGUUUGUGCAAAGUCCAUCCGUGGUCCUGGGAUAUCUCAACAGCGAAAAGGCCACGGCAGAGACAUUUGUGUGGCACGACGAUGGCCGCUGGAUGCGAACUGGCGACGAGGUGGUGGUACGAAAAUCACCCGCGGGGAACGAGCAUUUCUUUAUCGUCGACCGCAUCAAAGAGUUGAUCAAAGUUAAGGGUCACCAAGUUGCUCCUGCAGAGUUAGAAGCGCACUUGUUGACACAUCCAUAUGUUGCUGAUUGUGCGGUUAUCCAAGUUCCCCAUGAAAGUUCCGGUGAAGUCCCGAAGGCAUUUGUAGUCAAGUCGGAAGAAGCCAGGAGCAAAGUGGAUACUGAUGUAGUCGAGGAUAUCUGCAAGCAUGUAGAGAAUCAUAAAGCAAGACACAAGUGGCUGAAGGGCGGGGUUGAGUUUGUGGACUCGAUUCCAAAGAGUGCGACGGGUAAGAUCUUGCGGCGACUAUUGAGAGAUAGAGAGAAGCAAGCGCGGAAUGCGAAGAAGGAGAAAUUGUAA
Messenger RNA from Ilyonectria robusta, 1734 nucleotides. RefSeq names its product AMP-binding enzyme. Gene Ontology annotation, molecular function: CoA-ligase activity. The transcript has 6 exons. The coding region runs from base 1 to 1734 and encodes 577 amino acids. The record is from RefSeq and is a predicted model, not a curated record. Lineage: Eukaryota; Fungi; Ascomycota; Sordariomycetes; Hypocreales; Nectriaceae.